Molecule: messenger RNA, 3069 nt
Organism: Rangifer tarandus platyrhynchus (Svalbard reindeer)
Lineage: Eukaryota; Metazoa; Chordata; Mammalia; Artiodactyla; Cervidae
Source: the annotation of a GenBank genome assembly
AUGCCAGCCAAUUCCAGAGUCACACAGGGACCUCAGAACAAAGAUAAGGCUGAUACCACACUGGGGACGAGCUCGCAGACAGUCAGGUGGCUCCUUCUUUCUCAUGCUCUGUGCUUCUCCUUGCUGAAGGCCUCAGCCCACCUUGUGGAGCUUAACGACAUGUUUGGCCAGAUCCAGUCUCCUGGCUAUCCGGACUCCUAUCCAAGUGAUUCAGAGGUGACUUGGAAUAUCACUGUCCCAGAGGGAUUUCGAAUCAAGCUUUACUUCAUGCACUUCAACUUGGAAUCCUCCUACCUUUGUGAAUACGACUAUGUGAAGGUAGAAACUGAAGACCAGGUGUUGGCAACCUUCUGUGGCAGGGAGACCACAGACACAGAACAAACCCCUGGCCAGGAAGUGGUCCUCUCCCCCGGCUCCUUUAUGUCCAUCACUUUCCGGUCAGAUUUCUCCGAUGAAGAGCGAUUCACAGGAUUUGAUGCCCACUACAUGGCUGUGGACGUGGACGAGUGCACGGAGCGGGAGGAUGAGGAGCUGUCCUGUGACCACUACUGCCACAACUACAUCGGCGGCUACUACUGCUCCUGUCGCUUCGGAUACAUCCUCCACACAGACAACAGGACGUGCCGAGUGGAGUGCAGUGACAACCUCUUCACCCAGCGGACUGGCGUGAUCACCAGCCCUGACUUCCCCAACCCUUACCCCAAGAGCUCUGAAUGCCUCUACACCAUUGAGCUAGAGGAGGGUUUCAUGAUCAGCCUGCAGUUUGAGGACAUUUUCGACAUUGAGGACCAUCCUGAGGUGUCCUGCCCCUAUGACUACAUCAAGAUUAAAGCCGGUCCAAAAGUUCUGGGGCCCUUCUGUGGAGAGAAAGCCCCAGAACCCAUCAAUACCCAGAGCCACAGCGUACAGAUCCUAUUCCGCAGCGACAACUCGGGGGAGAACCGGGGCUGGAGGCUGUCGUACAGGGCAACAGGGAAUGAGUGCCCCAAGCUGCAGCCUCCUGUCCAUGGGAAAAUCGAACCCUUGCAAACCACGUAUUCAUUCAAAGACCAGGUGCUCAUCAGCUGUAACACAGGCUACAAAGUGCUGAAGGAUAACGUGGAGAUGGACACAUUCCAGAUGGAGUGUCUGAAGGACGGCACGUGGAGCAACAGGAUUCCCACCUGUAAAAUUGCGGACUGUGGCACCCCGGCAGAGCUGGAAAACGGAGUGGUCACCUUCUCUACCAGGAACAACCUCACCACAUACAAGUCUGAGAUCAGAUAUUCCUGCCAGAGGCCCUACUACAAGAUGCUACACAAUAUCACAGGUGUAUAUACCUGUUCUGCCCAAGGAGUCUGGAUGAAUGAAGUCCUGGGGAGAAGCCAGCCCACCUGCCUGCCAGUGUGCGGUCAGCCCUCGCGCUCGCUGCCAAACCUGGUCAAGCGGAUCAUCGGGGGCCGCAACGCCGAGCCCGGCCUCUUCCCGUGGCAGGCCCUGAUUGUGGUGGAGGACACCUCAAGGGUGCCCAAUGACAAGUGGUUUGGGAGCGGGGCCCUGCUCUCCGAGUCCUGGAUCCUCACGGCCGCCCACGUGCUGCGCUCCCAGCGCAGAGACAACACCGUGACACCGGUCUCCAAGGAGCACGUCACCGUCCACCUGGGCCUGCACGACGUGCGGGACAAAUCCGGGGCUGUCAACAGCUCGGCCGCCCGAGUGGUGCUGCACCCGGACUUCAACAUCCAGAGUUACAACCAUGACAUCGCCCUGGUGCAGCUGCGGGAGCCCGUGCCCCUGGGGCCCCACAUCCUCCCCGUCUGCCUGCCGCCGCCCGAGCCCGCAGGCCCGGCGCCCCACGUGCUGGGGCUGGUAGCCGGCUGGGGCAUCUCCAACCCGAACGUGACGGUGGACGAGAUCAUCGGCAGCGGGACACGGACCUUGUCAGACGUCCUGCAGUAUGUCAAGCUACCCGUGGUGCCCCACGCCGAGUGCAAGACCAGCUACGAGUCCCGGUCGGGCAACUACAGCGUCACCGAGAACAUGUUCUGCGCCGGCUACUACGAGGGCGGCAAGGACACGUGCCUAGGAGACAGCGGUGGCGCCUUUGUCAUCCUCGACGACGCCAGCCAGCGCUGGGUGGCUCAAGGCCUAGUGUCCUGGGGAGGCCCUGAAGAAUGUGGCAGCAAGCAAGUGUAUGGGGUCUACACCAAGGUCUCCAAUUACGUGGACUGGGUGUGGGAGCAGAUGGGUUCCCCGCAGGGCCUGGGGGAGCUGCAGGUGGAGCGGGAAAGAUUGUGUGGGACCCCCACGUUCCCCCGGAAUCUGUUGGCCAGGAUCAUUAACGGACGCCCUGUCCAGAAGGGCACCACCCCCUGGACUGCUAUGUUGUCACACCCGGACGGGCAGCCCUUCUGCGGGGGCUCCCUGCUAGGCUCCAAAUGGAUUGUGACUGCGGCUCACUGCCUCCAUGAAGUGCUGGAUUCAGAGGACGUAACUCUUCAUCAUUUGGAGUUGCUCAGCCCCUCUGCCUUCAAAAUCAUCGUGGGCAAGCUUCGGAGGACCCAGUCAGAUGAGAAUGAACAGAGUCUCAGCGUCAAACAAGUCUUCCUCCAUCCCCUGUAUAACGCCAACACGUACGAGAAUGAUGUCGCUCUGGUGGAGCUGUCGAGGGGCCCGGUGCUCAAUGACUUUGUGAUGCCCAUCUGUCUACCCCAGGAGCCACUGGAGGAAGGCGCCAUGGUCAUCGUCAGUGGUUGGGGAAAGCAGUUCUUGCAAAGGUUCCCAGAGACCCUGAUGGAGAUCGAAAUCCCAAUUGUUGAUUACCACAUCUGUCGGGAGGCCUAUGCUCUACUGAAGAAAAAAGUGACCAGAGACAUGAUCUGUGCUGGGGAGAAGGAAGGGGGCAGGGAUGCCUGUGCGGGUGACUCUGGAGGGCCCAUGGUGACACUGGAUAGAAAGAGAGGCCAGUGGUACCUGGUGGGCACAGUGUCCUGGGGCGUGGACUGCGGAAAGAAGGACCGCUACGGAGUGUAUUCGGACAUCUUCCACAACAAGGCCUGGAUCCAGACGGUCACCGGCGUGAGCAAUUGA